ACACACACACAGAGAAAACUCUCCACCUCUUUGAGUCUCUCAUUCGCUGUCAGUGGCCUCCCCUGUGGACUGAGAAGUGGGGACAGUGUGGGUGGGUGUGAGCCUCUGGAGAGAUCACACAGCCAGACGCCAGCCACACACACUCAACUUUCUCUUACACACACACACACACACACACACACACACAAUCCCUUUGCUGUGAUCAGCCACAGAAUGGCCCUUUUCUUCCGUCGGGCCACUCGGUGAAGACCCGUCUCUCUCUGUGUGAAACAAGAGGAUCCGCUGUGGCUGUGGCAGUUUGGUCUCACAGGGACUCCAGCACAGGAGUAGGGGCUGCCGUGCCUGCUUUACCGGAGUACUGACCGACACGUAUCCCACACCCUAACCGUCGGGAUGGGAGAUGGACGAGGCGUGUGAGGGGAUCCACGGCCAAACAGCGACGAGGCUCACGCAGUCGACAGACAACACUCAUCUGCUGGAGAGCUACCUGUGAACACAGAGGUGUGUGCGCUUGUGCGUGUAUGAGGACUUUGGGACACAUGAUGAAGGUGCCAGCGACCGAGUGGGUUGGGUUGACGUUGGUGGCCAUCGCUGUGAGUGGAUUGUACCACUUGGCGGAGGGGGGGUGCUCGGGGAAGUGCUGCCAGGGCACGGACCUCACCUGCACAACCACGGACUGGCGGAUGGACCGCGUCUACGGGACGUGCUAUUGUGACGAGGGCUGCCAAAGGACCAAGGACUGCUGCUUCGACUACACGAAAGAAUGCCCAGCUCAGCCGUGUGUGGUGAGCGAGUGGAGUUACUGGAGUGGCUGUGCCCAGGCGUGCCAGCGCUCGUUCCGUGUGCGGCGGCGCCACAUCGAGAGGGAGCCCAGCAACAGCGGCGAGGCCUGUCCAGCCCUCGAGGAGCAGGCCGGCUGCAUGGAAUACCAGACCCACCAGGGCCAACACUGCGCUCAGACGCAAGGUCCAGCACUCAUCACAACAGUGGAGUAUGGGAAAGGACGGACAGGACACAACCUGUACGGGGACCCACAGGAUUCUGGGUUCUGCAUGGAGUUUAAGAUGGAGACCCUGUCGCCGCACUGCAUGGUGGAGAACCGUCCGUACACACGCUGGAUGCAGUACCUGAGGGAGGGCUUCACUGUGUGUGUGGCCUGCCAGCCCCCAGCCAUGCGCAACGCCAGCCGCAGCUGCCAAGGAGACGGCAACUACGCAGACAGGGAUGAGGUGCUUCACUGGCAGGCCAUGGGGAACCCUCGGUGCCGGGGGACCUGGAAGAAGGUGCAGAGGCUGCAGCACUGCUCGUGCCCCCAGGUGCACAGUUUCGUAUUCAUCUGAGGGGAGGCACGCAGAGCACAUGCAGUCCUCAUGCACAGCCUCCGCUUUGUUAACGCCAGAGUGUUCACGUGCGUAACGUUGACAUUUUUGGCCUCUGCUCAAUUUCCCCUUUCCAAAUUCUGAUAAACUUAAUCUCUAAUGACCUGUUAACAUCUAAGCUUAUGUCUCUUCACUCAUCAGCAAAGCGAUCACAAAGACGCCAGAAUUAACUGUCUGCUGUGUGCAUAGAUGAGCACAACGCACAACCCACGUGCCAGAUGUAAUAUUCACGAUCAGCACCAGCACUGUACAAUUAGCUCUUAAGGCGCUUAAAAGACACAAAUGCAUGAAUUGUAAUUAUAAGAAAAUCAAUUAAAGUGUUUGUUUUUAAUAUUGA
Messenger RNA from Alosa alosa (allis shad), 1716 nucleotides. Its product is annotated as somatomedin-B and thrombospondin type-1 domain-containing protein. NCBI's taxonomy places the organism in Eukaryota, Metazoa, Chordata, Actinopteri, Clupeiformes, Clupeidae. The transcript has 5 exons. The coding region runs from base 522 to 1340 and encodes 272 amino acids. The record is from RefSeq and is a predicted model, not a curated record.